Habropoda laboriosa is the source of this 506-nucleotide messenger RNA. RefSeq names its product protein mago nashi homolog (gene mago). The record is from RefSeq and is a predicted model, not a curated record. The coding region runs from base 66 to 506 and encodes 146 amino acids. Gene Ontology annotation, biological process: RNA splicing. Gene Ontology annotation, cellular component: nucleus; exon-exon junction complex; catalytic step 2 spliceosome. Lineage: Eukaryota; Metazoa; Arthropoda; Insecta; Hymenoptera; Apidae. The transcript has 2 exons.
UAAUUCUAUAGAAAAAAAUAGAAGACUUAAGGUUAACUCUUAAUCAGCAACGAAUCGUGUCUAAUAUGUCGACGGAUUUUUAUAUACGCUAUUACGUAGGUCACAAAGGAAAAUUCGGUCACGAAUUUCUUGAGUUCGAAUUCAGACCUGAUGGUAAAUUGCGAUAUGCAAACAACUCGAAUUACAAAAAUGAUACAAUGAUUCGGAAAGAAGCUUAUGUGCAUCAGUGUGUGAUGGAGGAAUUGAAAAGGAUUAUUCAAGACUCUGAAAUCAUGCAAGAAGACGAUUCUUUGUGGCCACAACCAGAUCGAGUUGGACGCCAAGAAUUGGAAAUCGUGAUCGGUGAUGAACACAUAUCGUUUACAACGUCAAAAACUGGUUCUUUGUUAGAUGUAAACCAAUCACGGGAUCCAGAAGGACUAAGAUGCUUUUAUUAUCUUGUGCAAGAUCUGAAGUGUUUAGUAUUCUCUCUUAUAGGACUUCACUUCAAAAUAAAGCCUAUAUAA